Messenger RNA from Iphiclides podalirius (scarce swallowtail), 1998 nucleotides. The record is from the annotation of a GenBank genome assembly. Lineage: Eukaryota; Metazoa; Arthropoda; Insecta; Lepidoptera; Papilionidae.
AUGGUCGCGAAGAAAGUUAAUGAAGACUUGCAAAGAGAACGAGCAAGAUGCGACUUUAAUAUAGAAGAAUUAACAAACUUUUUGGAUUGGGGCCCCCAGUAUACAGAUAGAAGGAGGAAAUUGGAGCAGAGAGUGUUGAGUGUUAAGGGUCUACUGGAUGACAUCCCUGAAGAGUACCUGAGCCACAAGGAGAAGUAUGAGAACGCCAUACGCAAAUCGGCUCUUUUAUACCGUACCCUGCAGCCGUAUGAUGAUGAUGGCAUGUCCGAAGAUGAGCUGGCCAAAGCUAAUUUCCGCAACAUGGUGUCGCACGCGGUGUUCAGGGACAAUUCCCCUUUCUCUUUGCACUUUACGAUGUUCGUGCCGACCAUUGUGGGCCAAGCCAACGAGGAGCAAAAGGCGUGCUGGUUAAAAAGGGCUAAGAAUAUGGAGAUAAUAGGCACAUACGCUCAGACGGAGCUUGGACAUGGAACGUUUAUUCGGGGAAUGGAAACGCAAGCAACGUAUGAUCCCUCCGCCGAAGAGUUCGUUUUAAACAGCCCUGCACUCUCCUCUUAUAAAUGGUGGCCUGGAGGCUUGGCUCACACAGCUAACUACUGCAUUGUCAUGGCCCGUCUUUACACAAGAGGGAAGAGCUGUGGCAUCCAACCAUUUAUGGUUCAAUUACGGGAUGAAGAGACCCACAUGCCGUUACCGGGUAUUAAACUGGGCGAGAUAGGUGCAAAACUUGGGUUCAACACUGUUAAUAACGGUUACCUGGGUUUCGAAAAUCACCGGAUACCAAGGGAUAGAAUGCUGAUGAAGAACGCUCAAGUCUUGAAAGAUGGCACAUUUGUCGCUUCUACGAACAGCAAACUCACUUACGGUACGAUGGUGUUUGUUCGUGUAAUGAUUGUCAACAGCAUGGCAAACCUCCUCGCAAAGGCAGCCACUAUUGCCGUGAGAUACAGUGCAAUCAGGCGACAAUCUCAACCGAAACCUAAUGAGCCCGAACCUCAAAUUCUAGACUACGUUACUCAACAGCACAAACUCUUCAUCGCUAUUGCCUCAAGCCAUGCCUUCUCUAUAAACGCUAUGUGGAUUUGGGAGAUAUACUCAAGCGUCACCAAACAAUUGGUUGCUGGUACGCUUGACAAUUUACCGGAGCUGCAUGCCCUAGCGUGUUGCCUUAAGCCCAUAACGACCACGGACGCCACAGUGCUGAUCGAGAAGUGUCGGUUGGCUUGCGGCGGUCACGGCUACAUGCUCUCGGCGAACCUGGCCCAGACUUACGGCCUGGCUACUGCGGCGUUCACAUACGAAGGGGAGAACACGGUGCUUUUGUUGCAGGCAGCCAGAGCUCUGGUGAAAGCUUGGGGCUUGCUAGCUAAAGGUCAACCGUUGAAAGGUUCAAUGGCGUAUUUAGCUGACAAAACAACUAUAAAGUCGUGGGACGGCUCCGUUAAUGGAAUCAUAAAGAGUUUUCAAAUUGUUGCCAUUCGGAAGCUUUCUGGUGUUGUAACGAAUCUUGAGGAUUUAAAAAAGUCCGGCUUGUCACCAGAAGACGCAUGGAACAAGUCUUCUGUAUAUCUCACAGCCGCUUCUGAGGCUCAUGGCAGAGCUGUUCUUCUCUCCGUGUACAAAACAGAGAUAGACAAGAGAAGUGUGACAAUGUCGCCGCCUUUGAGGAUGGUUCUUCAUCAGUUGGUGGAGAUGUACGCAGUUUAUUGGGCUCUCGAGAAGAUUGGCGAUUUGCUGCUGUAUACACCCAUCACGGAAAAGGACGUAGCGGAGUUGCAGCAAAGAUAUAUCGAUCUCCUGGAGAAGAUCAGACCGAACGCGGUUGGUUUGGUCGAUGCGUUCGACAUUCGGGACGAGAUUCUUAAUUCAACUUUAGGCGCAUACGACGGUCGCGCUUACGAGCGUCUGAUGGAAGAAGCCGCGAAGAGUCCGUUAAACGCGGAACCCGUAAACGAAUCUUUCCACAAAUACCUAAAGCCAUUUAUGCGCGGAAAACUG